CCAUCCGAGGUGUGAAUGACAGAGGUGGUGCCUUCUAGAGCUCUCAGCGAGGUCAGCCUGUGCCUCCUCUGCCACGAUUACAUAGACACUGUGAAGCACCUGUGUGGCGAUUGGUUCCCCAUUGAGUACCCAGACUCAUGGUAUAGUGAUAUCACAUCCAACAAGAUGUGAUAUCUUGCUGCAACCUACAGAGGUGCUAUCAUGGGAAUGAUAGUAGCUGAAAUAAAGAAUAGGACCAAAAUACAUAAAGAGGAUAGAGAUAUUCUAGCCUCCAGCUUCCCUGUGGACACGCAAGUUGCAUACAUUCUAAGUCUGGGAGUAGUGAAAGAAUUCAGAAAACACGGCAUAGGUUCCCUUUUAUUAGAAAGUUUAAAGGAUCAUAUUUCAACCACUGCCCAGGACCACUGCAAAGCCAUCUACCUACAUGUCCUCACCACCAAUAAUACAGCAAUAAACUUCCAUGAAAACAGAGACUUUAAGCAGCAUCACUAUCUGCCCUAUUACUACUCCAUCCGAGGUGUCCUCAAGGAUGGCUUCACCUAUGUUCUCUACAUCAAUGGCGGCCACCCUCCCUGGACCAUCUUAGACUAUAUCCAGCACCUGGGCUCAACACUAGCCAACCUGAGUCCCUGCUCCAUCCCACACAGGAUCUACUGCCAGGCCCAUAAUCUGCUCUGCAGCUUUCUGCCAUGGUCCAGUAUCUCCACCAAAGGUGGCAUCGAAUACAGCCGUACCAUGAGAUACCACUGGGGCAGCCGCCCCCAGGCCUCUGCACUUAGCACUCUGUGGAGCCUGUUUUCCUGUCUGUCUGACUUCUCCUGUGCUUUGCAAGGAGCUGGUGGCCACCUGCCAGCCCAUCGGCCUGCCCCCACUGUAGGCCCGGUGCUAUGCUGGCUCAGGAGCAGAGUGUAUGCCUGGUCUUCAACAGGCCCUCCUUCCUGCUUCUGGAAACUUCUUCCACCCGGAGCCCUUGUCCUGCCUCCAUGCACUGGCACCAUCCAAUGGCCUGGCAGGUAUUGGCUAUAUUCACUGGAAAAGGGCUUGCCAGGCCUCUCCUCUGCCUCCUGCUCCUUCAUCUUCCUACAAAAUGGACUGAACUUUGCUGUGAAAAGAAUGUGGACGCCUUUGACCCUGAAGACACAGGAACGUUAGAAUAAAGAGGCACAGCAAAGCGAAUGCCAGGUUUUUG
Messenger RNA from Mesocricetus auratus (golden hamster), 1189 nucleotides. RefSeq names its product N-alpha-acetyltransferase 60-like. Gene Ontology annotation, molecular function: histone acetyltransferase activity; protein-N-terminal amino-acid acetyltransferase activity. Gene Ontology annotation, cellular component: Golgi membrane. Gene Ontology annotation, biological process: N-terminal peptidyl-methionine acetylation. The transcript has a single exon. NCBI's taxonomy places the organism in Eukaryota, Metazoa, Chordata, Mammalia, Rodentia, Cricetidae. The record is from RefSeq and is a predicted model, not a curated record.